AACAGUCCAUUUUAAAACAAAAAGGCUACGUUUGUUAUAAAUUUGUUUUACCACAAGAACUAUUGUUAUUUUGAGAUCAAGUUGGUAAAACUCGGGCAAGAUGGAUGCAUUAGACCCCUCGGAGAGAAAGAAGAUUUUGGAGAUCAUGAAAGAAAAAGAGAGGAAUGUUCCCAAUAUGGACUGGAUGUACACAAAGGCCAAGCCAGACAGAGAAGAUUAUUUGCUGGGCAAGAAAGUCGACAAACAUUUUGAAACGGAAGAUAAGCCUGAAGAACCCAUUCCACAAGCCGAUGUGUUUGGUGAACGGAUCAAGGCAAACAUAACUCUGGACAUGCAGGCCAAAAUGAGAGAAGACCCACUCUUUGCUAUCAGGAAAGUGGAAGAAGAAUCUAGACGAAAGUUGUUGCAGAACCCAAUCAAGAUGAAACAGUUGAAAAAAAUGAUCGAGCAGCAGAAGCGAGACAAAAAGAAGAAAAAGAAAAAGCACAAACACAGGAAGGAUAAUUCAGAUAGUGAAGACGACCUUGUCAGUAAAUAUCUGUCAAUCUUAAAUAAAAAACAAAACAGCAAACAUGGAUCGACUAGUCUUAAAGAAAAACAUUUUUCAAAGGGAGAUAAAACUGGCAAAACCUCCAAGCAUCACAGUGCCGAAAACAUUCAUCAUGGUCAUUCAAGGGAAGAUAAUUCUGAACAUUCAAGGAAAGGUAACUCUAAACAUUCAAGGAAAGAUAAUUCUGAACAUUUGGGUAAAGAUAAUUCUGAACAUUCAAGGAAAGAUCAUUCAAGGAGGAGGACAUUGUCAAAUAGGUCUUCUCCAGAUGGUGAUAGAUUUGAACGUUCACAAAGAAAUCGUUCAAGAGAUUCAUCGGAAGAGAGCGAAAAAAUUCAGCUGCAAGAUAGGACCAGAGUUCCACCUCCCGUUAGUCACAGAAGACAACGCUAUGAUAGCAGCAGUAGUGAAGAACCUCAACCCAAAACCUACGGAUUAAUUAAAAUGGGUAAUCAACACACAAGAACAGAUGAAGUUCGUGGAAAACGAUCAAGAUCACCAGACAGAACCAAGCGGUCGCCAGAGCACCACAGACAACGCAGCAGGUCUCCAAGGUCACGGUCAAGGUCACCCAACAGAAAUUCCAGCAAGCCGUCAGUAGAAAGCCAGCGCAGACUUCAACAUCGUGGUGGGAGCAGAUCUCCAGUGAAAUCUAAACCCAGAAGGCCGUCGCCUAAAAGAAAGCUGACCGCCGAAGAACGUGAGAAGAAACUCGCAGAGAUGAUGGACAAUGCCAAAUGGAGGGAGGAACAACGGAGGUCGAACGUCAAGCAUUACGAACAGGAGGAUCAAAAAGAGGAGGAGUUAGAGAACAGUGGUCGAGGCAAUGGGGCUAAAUUCCUCAAUCCGAUGUUGUCCAAGCAUGCCGCUGAGAGCACAAUUGAAGACCGACUGAAGAGAAACAAGUACAACAUACAACGAAGGAAAACCGACCUUGAGAAAAACUUCACCAAAAAGUGACAUUCUUACUCAACAAAGAUAGCUCGUUUUUCACAGGUGACAUUCAAAAUG
Gigantopelta aegis is the source of this 1561-nucleotide messenger RNA. RefSeq names its product pre-mRNA-splicing factor CWC25 homolog. The coding region runs from base 101 to 1510 and encodes 469 amino acids. The record is from RefSeq and is a predicted model, not a curated record. Gene Ontology annotation, biological process: mRNA splicing, via spliceosome. NCBI's taxonomy places the organism in Eukaryota, Metazoa, Mollusca, Gastropoda, Neomphalida, Peltospiridae. Gene Ontology annotation, cellular component: U2-type spliceosomal complex. The transcript is spliced from 9 exons.